AUGGGUAAGAAAACGAGUGGUAAGAGCUACAGAAAUUCAAAACACGAUGCACAGGAGUCUCAAUCCAUAGACCUCAUUUUUGGUCAGAGCAGAGCAUUCGCUUUAGAGGGCAGUUUGGUGAACCCGGAAGUAAAGAAGUACUUGACAUCUGUUAGGGCACAAGCCUUGAGCACGCUAGGUGCUAAUCCGAGCAUCGCCAGCGUGCAGAGACCUUCGAGGCCAAAGGAAAAUCAAGGGCUAUACGAUGAAGAGCCAGUAGUGAACCAAAAGCUAACCAGUUUCGACAAGAACUGUGAAGCAUGGCUAUCAUGGUUUAAACAGAUGAAACAAGAAACAGAAGAAAUUGAGAGACAGUCUAGUCAAAACUACACCCCGGAAAGCUUAAACUUGUUGCUCUUUUAUUUCAAGAAGUACCUACAAGAAGCGGUGAAAAAUGGUAGCAUUGAUACCAAUGAAAAGAUCACCAGAGUUUUGGAGUUGUUGCAAUCGCAUAGCGUUGAGGAAGAUGCAGAAAGCGAGGCACUUGAAAUUGACGAGGAAUGGGCCUCCACUCUGAUCGCUCAACUCAACACCAAAAGAUUCCACAACAUUCAAACUAUAGACGAUCUCAAACGCCUGAUAAGUACUCCAAAACCACUGCCGCAGAACUUCAACUCGUGGCACAACUUCAUCACAAGGACUGAGCCCACUCCUGCGCUGUUACAACGAAUGAAGAACAACGAUUGCGUUCUUCGAGUGGCCAGUUAUCUAAUUCAAUGGGUCGGUGACAUACCUAAGAAUAAAAACGUUGACAAGAUCUCUCAAUGGACACUGUUCGUUCUCUUAUACUUAGAAAAUAACCUGCCAGCUCCAGACGUCAGUAUACUGCGAGAUCUGGGCAAGAAAGCCCGUCAGUGCAAGCUCAAAACUUUGACGUCCACUGCCACUUUAUCAUCCUAUCACUUGGGUGUCCCUGUUGGGUUUUGCGAACCGAGUGCUAAAAUCGAGCCUCUGACGGCUAUUGACUUGGCGCUUGCUGUGAUUGCACUCGAAUAUGGUCAAAGGGACCUCAUUGACUGGACGGGUAUCUGA
Lachancea lanzarotensis is the source of this 1071-nucleotide messenger RNA. It is a transcript of the gene BRR1, whose product is annotated as LALA0S09e03972g1_1. Gene Ontology annotation, cellular component: small nuclear ribonucleoprotein complex. Bases 1 to 1071 code for a protein of 356 amino acids. Lineage: Eukaryota; Fungi; Ascomycota; Saccharomycetes; Saccharomycetales; Saccharomycetaceae. The transcript has a single exon. Gene Ontology annotation, biological process: spliceosomal snRNP assembly. The record is from RefSeq and is a predicted model, not a curated record.